AAUAUAGUAUUUAGAUAUAUCACAUAUAUAAAGUGAAUUUCAAAUACAUAUUUAUUAUCUUAUUUGAGAAUUCCAAAUACAUAUACUAGUAUUAGAAAUUCUUCGUAGCGUUAUUCAAAAUUUAUUUGUAAACUUUUAAAAGACAAAAACUAUGGAAAAGUGAUGGAGACUUUACUUUGGGUGUGAUUUAGAUGUAGAAAUGUAAGUUAGAACAUUUCAUUUUAGGCGAUUCUAAUAAUUUUAUUUGGUAAAAAUCGAACCACCAUCAUUUUUUUAGGAUUUCUCGGUUAACCGAGGCAUUGGCGUCGGUCGGUGUUCGGUAGGGGGAGAUGGUGGUUCGGUUAACCGAUAACCGACCAAUCAGUUAUUGGUUAUAACCGAACCAAAUCCAACCCUACCACCAAUCGGCUAAUCCUCUUGAAAACACCCUCACUAAAUAGCAAUACCUUAAACACUGAUCUGUCCUCUUUCUCACAAUAAAAAUAGGGAUGGUAAUUUCGACCUGACCCGUUUUACCCGACCUGUUUGACCUGUUUUGGGGCGGGGCGUGCAUGGGUACCUCUUGUCGACCCGACCUGCCUUGACCCGCCCCAUUCUCGCCUAAAUUACAAGUAAUCUUAGUCAAAUUACUUAAAUUUUACUCGUAUUACCUCAUAUUUUAGCCAUAAUAAUGUUAUAAAUAAGUGAAAACCUAAAUUUCUCCAAUACUUUAAUUACAUUUUAUCAUAUUAUGGCUUAUUUCUUGGUCUUUUAAUAAAAAUAAUGAAUAUUUGUUAAGUUUUUUAACAUAAAUUACAUAACCAUUGGGUUGACCUGCCCCUAGCCGCGCCCCAUAAUAAAUUACCCGACCUGCCACAGGGCGGGCAUAGAUAUCGAAAUACCCGGCCCGGACCUACCCAUUGCCAUUCCUAAAUAAAAACCCAGGGGUCGUUUGGAUGGAGUAUUUGUAUGAGUUAUUUGAGUUCAAAUAACUCACAUUGAGUUAUUUGGGCACAAAUAACUCGUUUGGUAACGUUUUACUAAAAUGAGUUAUUUGGACAGUGAGUUAUUUACAAAUAACUCAAAACGAGUUAUUUGAGUUAUUUACUCAUGUGUUAUUUGAAAUAACUUAUACUCAUGUGUUAUUUCGAAAUAACUCGUUUUAUCACUCUGCUUUUUUUACCAAAUACCACAUGUCGAAUACCAAAUUUGCAUGAUUCAACCAAACGAGAUACUUUAUUUCAAUUACCAUUGAAAUAACACUAAAAUAUCACAUGGAUAAUAAAUAAGUUAUUUAACUCUAUAAAUACCACAUUGAUAAUUAACCAUCCAAAACCAUGCCCAGAGUCUUGUCCUUACCAUCAUCAACACCGUAAUCCCGAGUCCAUUCCCAAAACGCCCAUAAAAAACCGUAUUUUUUUGGUUCGUUGAUUCGUUCCCACUUUUCCCGGCUUUCCCUUCCCUUUCCUCCCGCUCCCAACAUUUCACUCUCAGUCGCAGAUUCCCUUCUCCCUCCCUUAUCUCCUCCCUCCGCCACCGUCCCCACACACAAAAAAUCUCCUCCUUCCGCCAUUUCCCCUCGGGCCAGCAAUCCAGCUCCGUGACUACACUCCUCAAUUCUCCCAAUCGGGAAUUUCCUGAAUUCCAAUGGAAGCCGCCGUUGCAUCAGCUCCCUUCAGCAACACCUACUACUACAUUCCUCCACUCUCCUUCCUCUCUAGGGUUUCCAUUUCCCUCCACCCUGCCUCCCGCCGCCAACAACAACAACGACACCAGUUUUUCCGCCGCUGCUCCUCCUCCAUCCCGUUCUCUCGUGGCCGCAGCUGCUGCUUCGCGUCCAGCCCCGAGGCAUUGGUCGCCGCCGCCGUCAAUUCAGCUCUCGGACGUGGAGUUGCGAACAAGAGAGGUGGAGGAGACGGUGAGGAGAAGGACGAGUGUGGCGAUUUGAAGUCGUGGAUGCAUCAGAACGGUCUCCCUCCUUGCAAAGUCGUUCUUAGAGAUAGGCCGUCCCUCGACGAGAAGCUUUGCUCCAUUCAUUAUGUCGCCGCUAGCGAAGAUCUUCAGGCUGGGGAUGUGGCGUUUUCCGUCCCGAAUUCUCUCGUUGUGACGCUCGAUAGGGUAUUAGGAAAUGAGACAGUAGCGGAAUUGUUGACGACGAACAAGUUAUCGGAGUUGGCAUGCUUGGCAUUGUAUUUGAUGUACGAGAAGAAGCAGGGGAAGAAGUCGUUCUGGUAUCCGUACAUACGAGAGCUUGAUCGUCAGCGAGGUAGAGGUCAACUUGCUGUUGAAUCUCCAUUGCUGUGGUCGGAGGCUGAGUUGGCUUACCUGACUGGCAGCCCUACUCAGGCUGAAAUCAUCGAGAGGGCAGACGGAAUCAAAAGAGAAUAUGACGAGCUUGAUACAGUAUGGUUUAUGGCUGGUUCUUUGUUUCAGCAAUACCCCUUUGAUAUACCAACAGAAGCAUUUUCCUUCGAGAUUUUCAAACAAGCUUUCGUUGCUGUUCAGUCAUGUGUGGUGCAUUUGCAGAAAGUCAGCUUGGCUCGUAGAUUUGCUUUGGUUCCUCUGGGGCCUCCCUUGCUAUCAUACAGAAGCAGUUGUAAGGCAAUGCUAAGUGCUGUAGAAGGUGCUGUUGAACUGGUAGUUGAUCGCCCAUACAAGGCCGGGGAACCCAUUGCUGUCUGGUGUGGACCGCAACCCAAUUCAAGAUUGCUUAUAAACUAUGGUUUUGUUGACGAGGAUAAUCCUUAUGAUCGCCUCAUGAUCAAGGCUGCAUUAAACACUGAGGACCCUCAAUAUCAGGAGAAAAGAUUGGUUGCUCAAAGAAAUGGCAAACUCUCCAUGCAAGAUUUUCUGGUUCAAGUGGGGAAGGAAAAGGAAGCUGUCUCAGAUAUGCUUCCUUAUCUACGAUUAGGCUACGUAUCAGAUACUUCUGAACUGGAAUCCGUCAUGUCCUCGCAGGGUCCAGUUUGUCCAGUUAGCCCCUGCUUGGAGCGGGCAGUAUUGGAUCAGCUUGCUGAGUAUUUCAACAAGCGCUUGGCUUUGUACCCAACUAGCUUAAGCGAAGACGAAUUGAUGUUGUCGGAUGAUAAGUUGAACCCAAAGAAGAGAGUUGCCACUCAGCUUGUGCGGUUGGAAAAGAAAAUACUUCACGCGUGUCUGGAGGCAACUCGUGAUCUGAUAGCACAGCUACCUGAUCUCACAAUCUCACCAUGUCCAGCUCCUUAUGCUCCUUCGUUGAAAUGAGAAAGGUAUAUUGACUAAGGCUUCCUAGACUCAGAAACUAUCGUUCCUAGUAUUUGAAUAAGCUUUUCUUAAGACCCUACAUUUCUAGAUUUGUAGGUUGCAGAAUAUCAUUCAUUGGCUCAGGAAUCUUAAAGAAGUUUUUCGCCAGAAGGGUAAUAUGGUCAUCAGUAUACAAAGCAGGACGAAGGCUGUUGUAUUGAAAUGUGACAAACCAGACAUCUUUACUGCCAUUUGUUUUGGUUUGCAAUUUUGAACUAUGCUGAAGACUCUAUUAUUGUGUUUGCAGGGUAAAGAAUUCUGAACAUAAUUCAGGUAGGCAAAUCAUUCGACUGGCAUCUGGCAUUUGGCAUUCGACUGGUGAAAAAGGGCCGGGGCAUCAGUGGUGGUUCAUGGGCAUAGCUUCAAGUCUUCUGGUUGCUGCCUUUUUCAUUUUGAUUUUGUUUUCCCAUUUCGAGUCCAACUGUGCAGCAGUUAGAUGAAAAAAAUUCUCCUCCCUCUUCUUCUGUAUAGCAACUCAGCAGUACAAGCAAAUGACAGGCCAAGGCCGAUCAAUCGUGUACAUUACUACUGGUAAGGACUAGCCAACUUUCCCUUUGUAGCACUUGUACUUGUAAUAGUGCCUCCCAUUUUAACAGUCUUUUGCCAGGUAGCUCUCUCUAGUCUCGAGUUAGUAACAUGUACAUGAACAUGAUGCGUGUUUAUUUGGGCUGUCAUUGUCUAACACAAGCAGCUGUUUGUGAAUUUUUGGACUGAAUGCCCAAUAACUCUCUUUCUUUAUGGCCCAACUGGCUCAAAAGCCCAAAUGAGGUGGAUCUAGUACCUUCUUUGUGCACCAAGCCACCAACUUAAUCCACAUCAUAAGACUACUGAUUUGGAAUAUUUGAACUGGAUAUUCUAAUGUUCAUGCUGAAAUGUGUUGUUGGAAAAGGAUCCUUUUUUGCAGUGACCGUUGGCUUUGGUUGUCACCUUUUUAAUUGUUUACAUUUGUUUGUAUACCACAUGCUGCAUUAUUAUAUUCAUCCACAAAAUCGACUGAGCAGAAAACAUGCCCAGCCCACCAACAGCAGAAAACGACGAGCCUGAAACCGUAAAUAAACAGUAAACCCACGUACUCCUCCUAUAGCAGAAUAAAUGAACCCGUUACCACUUGCCUUUACCAUUCUUUAUUUAUUUGCCAUUUGUGCACCACCUUCUAAUUGUUCUCAUCAAAAGCACCGAACUACUUUGAUGGAGAACAUUAAUCAUAAUCCUAAUUGUGUCAUAAUUGCCAUCAGUCGUUUUCAUUAUCUUAUGUUUGUUGUAUAGAGCAGUCCUUAGAGAUUUAGAUUCCUAGGCGCCUUCUAGCUAAACAACAAAAAGCUUAAUAGUAC
Messenger RNA from Linum trigynum, 4592 nucleotides. Lineage: Eukaryota; Viridiplantae; Streptophyta; Magnoliopsida; Malpighiales; Linaceae. The record is from the annotation of a GenBank genome assembly.